GUUCUUGGUAAUUUACUGUAAUAAUCUAUUUAUUAUUUAUUAAUCUAGGGCCCAGUAGAUCUUGUAUUUUCAACCCAGCCUUUUCGUCAAUACCAGGCGAGGAAGCUUGUAAAGCGAACUGCUUGUUUUGUGGAUUGAUCUCGGGUGCCACGUUCUCGUGUAUUCAGAUUUAGAUCUUAUUGAACGGGUUAGUUCGAGGUUGGUAUUCAGGAGAUGGCGUUUCCUUCUCCUGUAGUUAUCGGUGCUACAGCAAGGCACACGGCUACAAUUAUUUUUCUUCAUGGCUUGGGAGAUACAGGACAUGGCUGGAGUUAUGCAUUCAAUAAYAUCAAAUCUCCCCACAUAAAAUACAUUUGUCCAACUGCGUGUUCCUUGAAAGUCACAAUGAAUGGUGGAUUUGAAAUGCCAGCUUGGUUUGAUAUAAGAUCAUUAUCAUUAUCAAGUAAGGCUGAAGAGGACGAAAAGAAUAUUAAAGCCAGUGCUGCAUAUGUGCAAUCACUAAUUGAGAAGGAAGAGAAAGAACAUGGUAUCGCCCCCAACAGAAUCGUUAUUGGUGGGUUCUCACAAGGAGGUGCCGUAGCUCUAUAUACAGCACUCACAUCCAAAUCACAACUGGCUGGUAUAUUGGCACUUAGUUCAUGGCUUCCACUACACAGGUCGUUUCCAGYGAGUCUAAAAGGAAACCAAAACACACCAAUCCUCCAAUGUCACGGUAAUGCUGAUCCUGUUGUCCAAUUUAAAUACGGCGAGGAAACUGCUAAAAUGCUAUCAAAGAUGUGCACAAAUAGUGAAUUCAAAGUCUACGAGGGAUUACCACACUCUUCCAGUGACGCGGAGCUUAAUGAUGUUCGUAAAUGGAUAGAAAAGGUUCUUCCUCCUCAGUAACGGUUUUAAGCGACGACAAUUAUGUACAAUCCAUAUUGUAAAGGAUUAUUCAUACAAGAUUUUUCACGUCAGUGUGUGGGAGGCGCUAAAGUACAUUUAUACACUCAAAUGGCUUCUGGUUUCGAGCGCUUUGAUUGAAUAAUGUGUACAUUGGUGUUUUGUGAAAGGUUGAAAGCUGAAACCAUUUGGGUGUCCAAAGUGAGAUAUUUGUUGCCGGGGUGGAUUUAAUGAACGGCUAAUGGCAGGAAAAAGAGGAGUGAUCAUUUAGUUUAUACGAAAAAUCUUGUUUGCCAUGAUUGUAUGAUUGGUACUGACUUAAAACUUUAAUUAACAAAAACCAAGGUACUCAUGCGUAAGGCGUUCAGUUGCUGAUGCGAAAAAUGUUUUUGUUGGAGUGAAAUUUAAACUCUAUUUGUAACCUGAUUUAUCGCUAAAAAUGCUAACGAGUUUGAUCUAAAUUGAAAGAAAUCUUAUGUUUUAUGGAAAUAAAUGRUUCUAUUUUUCAUGUGAUAUCUGUUGAUGUCGAUCAAUCAUUCCAGUCCUUGAUUCAAUAUUCUUUUUUAUUACACAAUUGAAUCGUGUAGAGUUCACCAGUAAAAACGUUCUCAAUCUAAACAGUACCAAGUUGUGAAAAAUCCUUUUUUUACAGUGCUAUUUAGUACAAAUUGUUAUUUUUCAUGGGUUUGUUGUGUAAAUUCUAUCGCUUGUCUUACUAGUUUUACUCGCUAUUAAACAAAUAUUCACA
Messenger RNA from Actinia tenebrosa (Australian red waratah sea anemone), 1630 nucleotides. RefSeq names its product acyl-protein thioesterase 1. Gene Ontology annotation, molecular function: palmitoyl-(protein) hydrolase activity; carboxylic ester hydrolase activity. Gene Ontology annotation, cellular component: cytoplasm. Lineage: Eukaryota; Metazoa; Cnidaria; Anthozoa; Actiniaria; Actiniidae. Gene Ontology annotation, biological process: protein depalmitoylation. The record is from RefSeq and is a predicted model, not a curated record.